AUGAUUGGUUGGCAAGAAGAUGAGGGAGUCAGCCAUCUGAACUGGAAGGAGCGAUUAGAGGUGGGAUCUUGGGAGUCCGCGCCCCUCCCUCUCCUGGCCCGCUCCGCCUCGUGCCACCCACUCUCGAGGCCUGCCCCGCCCCGUGGAAGGCUCCGGCCGCGCGCCGCUUGUGCGUUUGAGGCGGUGCGUGCGCGUUCUCGGGCGACGACUGGUUCGGCUGGGAACCCCCAGCCGCCCCUGCUGCCGCCGCCCGUACCUCCCCCGCUUUGGGAGUGGACUCUCCUCGCUCUCCUGAGUCCUAGCGCGCCUCUCGUCCCCUCGGGCCCCCUCCUCCGACCACCCCUCGCCACUUGCUCUCCCGCCAUGCUCUCGGGAGGCUCCGCAUGCUGGCUAGCCCUGGCUCUCACCUCGGCGCUUCUGCUACAUGGAGGAGUUGGGACAAGUGUGGAAGAUGGAUUGGGUGAAUCUAAAAGAACAGAGGUUGCCAAAGAUUUAAGAUUUGACUGGACUGACUCUUUGUACAAACAAAUUGAACGAUUCAGACGUGGAAGUGGCAAGGCCAAACAAAAUCCUCCAUCUGAUUUUGACUUGUAUCAUGCCUUAGACCUUCAGACAACCACUAAAUCCCCUCCAAAGAAAACAGAUUCUGAACUUCUUGGUUUUGACUUGAGCGAUGCCUUGGAUGAUAGAAAUGAUGGACUUAAUGAUGGUGGAAGGAGGCCCAAUAAAAAUUCUGGUGGAGACUUUUCAGAUAAGGAUCUGGAAGAGGUUAUAGGAGGUGGCUACAAACCUGAUAAGGGUAAAGGUGAUGGCAGAUAUGAAAGCAAUGAUGACACUGGAUCUGGAGUGAUAGCAGAAACUGGGACCAUUGCUGGUAUAGCCAGUGCCCUUGCAAUGGCACUCAUCGGGGCAGUCUCCAGUUACAUUUCCUAUCAACAAAAGAAAUUUUGCUUUAACAUACAGCGGGGUCUCAAUGCAGACUAUGCCAAAGGACAAAACCUGGAAGGUGUGAGCACUGAAGAACCUCAGGGUGCCAUUAUUCAGUAGAGAGGCUGUUGGGAACCUGCUGUAAGCCAAAAGUGUUGCUCACUACCCAGACAUCUUUGCUAAAGUUUUGCUUUGCUCCCAGAUGCCAUUCACGGUGGUUGCUGGCUGACCUUUGUCCAUAACAAAGUACCUGAAGCAAGCAGCCUAAGCCAGAUUAAACCAGCCUUGUGGAACCAUUGCUUCUAAAAAUCCUGAAAAAUCCUGCUUCUGUAUUCUACCUAUCCCUGCAAGAGACUGACAAUCUUUCCUCUCCAACUCUUCCCAAGACUACUCCCUCCCUCUUUGGUCGGUAAACUGAAAUUACACUGAUCUUCCUUAAGGUGUAAACCCUGCCCCAUUGUACCCUCUCCUUUAGCCACUCUGAUCUGCAUGUCCAACCAUUUCCCUUUUAAUAAAGAAUCUUUUAAACUCAA
Molecule: messenger RNA, 1460 nt
Organism: Gracilinanus agilis (Agile Gracile Mouse Opossum)
Lineage: Eukaryota; Metazoa; Chordata; Mammalia; Didelphimorphia; Didelphidae
Gene: CD99L2
Product: CD99 molecule like 2
Exons: 11
Coding region: 1-1047 (348 amino acids)
Source: RefSeq, a predicted model, not a curated record